Liolophura sinensis is the source of this 5995-nucleotide messenger RNA. Its product is annotated as macrophage mannose receptor 1-like. Bases 34 to 5790 code for a protein of 1918 amino acids. Lineage: Eukaryota; Metazoa; Mollusca; Polyplacophora; Chitonida; Chitonidae. The record is from RefSeq and is a predicted model, not a curated record. The transcript has 44 exons.
GUUGAUAUUUAGUUAACCGUGAGAACGUAGAAAAUGUACAAACACCUGUUCUUUGGAGGUAUUCUGUUUAUGGGAAUCUUUUUGGCCGUUAAGUCCCAGUGCCCCACUGGUUGGUCAACACGCCCCAAGGACAGAUCUUGGUGCUACCUCUUUGUAAACGGGAGCCGGGCGAAGAACUGGAAUGACGCUAAAGCUGCCUGUGAAGCCAAAAAAGCUCAGUUGAUCAAAGUGGACAGCGCGUCACUCAAGGCAUGGCUUACGGAUGAGACAAACAAGCGAAUAAAAAUCGAUCCGUAUAACCAGGCGCUGGUGGGUUUGGUCCUUAACAAGUUGACCGACAAGAAAAACUGGAAGUGGGCGGACAAAUCUGGGCUCAACACGAAGGCGAUAGGCUGGUACAGUGGUAAUCCCAAUAAUGUGAAGUACCAGUUUUGUGCCUCCUUGUACAAUUACAAAACAGUGGGGCUUACAGACGAAACUUGUUCGUACAGCAUCCCGUACAUAUGCCAGAGGCGAACAAAUAUUCCCCUGUACUGCGAUGGAGAUAACGGCUGGGAAUCAGCUGACGGCACUUGUUACAAAUACAUGGACUAUCGCCGCAGCUGGUUUGAUGCACAAAAGAGCUGCGAGAACCUAGGAGCUGACCUAGCUGCAGUGGCGGACGAUACAGAUGCCACCAUUGUCAGUGAUCAUGCCAGAGAAAACAAGCGGGAUGUGUGGAUUGGAUUAAAAUCCAUACCUGAUCCGAGCACGCGUUACGCGUGGAGAUGGGCAAACGGCACUGCUGCUGGCCCUUCCAAAUACUGGCAUCUUCCCGUUACGGUUCCUCAGGGUCAGGAGAAUUCAUCGUGCGGAGCAGUAUCAUCUACGAUCAAAUCUGCCCAGUCGUGGGUAGUUGGUUCGUGUUAUGAUGAGAAAAUGUACGUGUGUGAAAAACCUGAGGGAUCGUGUGCCCCUGGCUGGAAAUCGUUCGGGGCUUACUGUUACCAGUUCAACACUCAAUUCUCAAUGUCCUUUGAUUCGGCAAUGAGACACUGCCAAGCUCAAUCGGCCAGACUCGCCGAAAUAUACACUGAUGACACACAGCAGUUUAUUAACCAGUACCUGCCUGGUAUCCGAGCUGCGGGUCAGGGCACCAUCUGGAUAGGCAUAUAUGACCGAAAUUGGGACGUGUACAAAUUCACCAGCGGUAGAGCUAUAGGACCAUAUACAAACUGGAUCAAGAAAAAUCCUCCCAACCAACAGGGCGUACAGGAAUGUGUAUACAUCAACACGGGUGACAGACUUGGAAGGUGGAAUCCGACUAAAAAUUGUCUCCUACAGAAACCCUUCAUCUGUUUUGCGUCUUCAAGGACCGUGACACGCCCUGUUACAACCCCACCACCCCGCGUUAUCUGUCCAUCCGGGUACUCAGUAACGGGUACAAACUGUUUCCGGUGGUUCGACCAGGCUGCCACGUGGUUGGACGCCAGAGCUGCUUGUCAGAAAAACGGGGGUGACCUGGCUAUUAUCACUGACGAUGACACACAAGUAUACGUGCAAGGUCGUGUACGUGCUGAUAAGUGGAUUGGAUUAAACGACAGACAGCAUGAAGGUACCUGGGCCUGGUUGGAUCAAAGCUCUGCUACCAGUUAUGUUCACUGGUCCCCGGACAAGUCGGUUAACAGCGGAGGUCGAAACUGUGUGGUGAUGCAGGGUAGCAAUGAUAGACGUGGAAAGUGGCUGGAUAAAUCAUGUGCCGAGAAACACGGGUACAUCUGCCAGAAGGACUCUUUGACGUUUGCCACAACACCAGCUGUGCCAAGUACAACAACCAGUUGGACGGCGAACUGUGGGCCGUUCUGGGAGGAACACUCGGCCCUCGGGAACUGUUAUCAGUUCCGAUCGGAACAGUAUACUUUCCAGAACGCCAGGCAGAUGUGUCAGCAACAGGGUGGAGACCUGGCCAGUAUCCGAAGCCUGGCUGAACAGAAUUACAUAGAGGCGAGGAUCAAGGGAUUGACAUCCGGCAGUUACUGGAUUGGGGCUACUGAUGAGAGUUCUGAAGGAGGCUGGAUGUGGGCAGACGGAUCGGCCUUCUCCUUUCUUAACUGGGCGGCGGGGCAGCCAGAUGACUUCAACAACAACCAAGACUGUGGACGAGUCAUUGCCAGCUCAGGGAUGUGGGACGAUGACGGUUGCUUUGCAAGAUACGGCUUCAUAUGCAAGAAAGCAUCCAAGGCCGCCACCCAGAGCCCAGCCACCACGCCGGUCACCGCGCCAGCUGGAAAAUACCUGGGCUGCCCAUCUGGCUUUACUUCCUACCAGAACAAAUGCUACAUGUUCAAGAAACAGUCGGGGUCGUGGCAAACUGCACUGUCUUACUGUCGCUUACAUGGCGGCGAUUUGGUCAGUGUCCAGAGCAAGGCCGAGAAUAACUACAUCAGCACUAAAACGCGAACGUAUGGCGGAGGAGUGUGGAUUGGCUUAAAUGAUCAGAAGAACCAGAUGAAUUUUGAAUGGUCUGACGAUAGUCCUGUCGUGUACACGAACUGGGCCAAAGGGGAACCGAACAAUUAUCAUGGCGCCAGAGAAGAUUGCGUGGCAUUACGUGGUUGGGGCUGGUUGGAUUAUGUCUGCGCAGAUAACUCUGUGAAGGGAUUCAUUUGUGAGGCACGUCAAUACGUGAUGCCAAAGACGACCAGGUCCCCUAUGUUAAACGGCUGUUCUUAUGGAGCCCUGGGAUAUUACGGCAGUUGUUAUCAGUUUGUGGCAAGACGAUACACGUGGGCAGCCGCAGAAAAAUACUGCACGUCGAAAAAAGGGCACCUUGUUACCAUCAAUGACAGAUACGUACAGUCGUUCGUAUCGAGCGAACUGGCAUCAAGGGCAGGUAACUGGUGGAUUGGCUUGAGCGAUACUUCCAGACCAGGGCGCGUGCGUUGGUCAAGUGGAUCCCGCAUCCACUACACAAACUGGGACAGAAAACACAGUGGGAAAGAGAAAGCGACAUGCAUCGCCGUGACUACAAGUCGACCUGUUGGUCUUUGGUCAAACCGGAAAUGCACAGAGAGAAAUCAGUUCGUGUGCGAGUACUCACGGAAGGGUUUCACUAACCCUCCCACAACAACCCGACCCACCGUCCAACCAAACUGUCCCGCCGAGUGGAACGAGUUCAAUGGCUACUGUUACAAGGGGUAUUACGCCUACGAAACCCACCUGAGGAAGACGUGGACCGAGGCACGUGAUUACUGUCGUGCUUACGGUGCUAAUCUGGCCAGUAUACACAGCGAUGACGAGGAGCAGUUCAUACUCUCUACUGUACUCAAAUUUAUGAAGUACCUACAGCCUGGGACCUAUUGGACUGGGAUGAAUGACAGAGCUGUCCAGGAAGGUUAUGAAUGGAGUGACGGAACUCCUAAUGACUACGUGAACUGGGCCGACAACCAGCCCAACAACCACAAUAAUCAGGAGGACUGUGUGGAGUUUAACAAAGACAGUGUCAAGUGGAAUGACGCUAUCUGUGCCCUCAGCAAAAACUUCAUCUGCAAAAUUAAAAAAGGUCUCCGUGUUCGAACAACUAUCAAUCCCCAGACAUUCACCAAUCCCGCCACGUGCACCUCGUCAGGCUGGUACAGCUACAACAACACGUGCUAUUACUACAGUUAUUACGGACAGGAAAUGACGUGGUAUGACGCCAGAAACUAUUGCUUGAAAAAUGGCGGCGAACUGGCCAGUAUCCACACAAAGGAGGAGAAUGACUUUGUCAUCAGUCUGAUUUCCAAGCUGUAUCGCACGGACUACUGGAUUGGGUUGAAUGAGCUGAACCUAAAGAGCUACGAAUGGACAGAUGGCACCCCGUUGGAUUAUAAGAACUGGGCUCCACGCGAGCCUAACGACAUGUAUGGAGGAGAGAGAUGUGUCAACACAUUCAAUUACAAUGGUCAAUGGAACGACAAUAACUGUGCUCAGAAGCUAAACUUCAUCUGUAAACGUCCAGAUGGUAAACACCCAGCACAGACUCUAGCGCCCACUCCCGUGACUAAGGGUGGCUGCCCCUCAGGAUUCACAGCCCUGGGGCCUUGGAGUUCCAAGUGUUUCACAAUGGCAUCGGAUUUCACUCUGCUGAACUGGACGAGUGCUCGAACCGCGUGUCAGAAGAUGUACGCCCAAUCGGAUCUGGCUAGUAUCGCCAACUAUAGAGAAAUGCAGGUCCUGGUCAGUAUGCUGAAUGGACGAAAAAACAUGAUAUGGAUUGGUCUGAACGACAUUCAGACCGAAAAUAGAUUUGUGUGGACCGACAAUUCCAACGUUAAAUUUACCUUCUGGGACCGGGGAGAACCAAACGGAGUGGCCAAAACAGCCAAAAGUGGCCAAAUAGAGGAUUGUGUUCAGAUCUACCCUCAAUACUGGAAGGCCGGUCGGUGGAGUGAUGCUAAAUGUUCUUUGCGUGCCAGCUUUGUAUGCGAGGCUUUCAAGAGUCCAAGCAUUCCAAUACCAAGGGCUUCCCCACAGCCACCGUUUUGUCAGAAGCCGGGUUACGUGGGCUACGGGGACAAUUGUUAUAAAAUCGAUUCUACACCGAGGACUUGGCAGGCGGCCAACACUUUCUGUACACAAAAUGGCGGAAACUUAGUGUCCAUAACAAGUGUAUAUGAGCAAGCUCUACUCCAAGUGAUGCUCAUCGGGAAAAGCUCCAUCUACUGGAUAGGUCUGUCAGAUAAUCAGAACUCCGGUCAGUACAGCUGGACAGAUGGCUGGCCGAUUUUAUACACACACUGGUCAAGAAAAGAGCCUAGCAAACUAGACGGGGAAGGGUGUGUGGCCAUGAUGUCAAACAGCCGAUGGAACGACACCCUUUGUGUGAAUAAAUAUCCAGCCAUUUGUAAAAUAUCUAUAGCCAGCAAGCCUGAAACCACGCCUCUUGCCAUGCACCGCCCCUGCGCUGUCAGGCAGUGGAUACCGUCCUCAGUAAACAACUACUGUUACUACUACGAGGUGAGGUCUCUGCAGAGUUGGUCCGGAGCUGAGUACCAGUGUAAGAGGCGAAACAUGCAUCUCGUGACCAUCACGAGCAAACAGGACCAGGACUUCAUCACAUCUAUCAUGUCUCAGAACAAGAAUCCGUACGUGAACCUGUGGAUAGGAUUGGCAGCUGCUGAUGAUGGUGGGUUUAUGUGGCGGGAUAUAAAGUUUGCUGACGGUUACACUAACUGGGCGCCAUCCGAACCCAGCAAUCAAGUGAGUUCAUACGACGAAGACUGUGUGGAGAUGAACCCGGUGACGGGGAAGUGGUAUGACCAAGCCUGCUCCUCAAAACGAGGCUACAUCUGCUGGGCGCCAAAACUGACGUCAACCACAUUGGCACCUAUAACACAGCAACCAGUUACGCAAAAAAGACUUACAGUAGGCCCAGUCAAUCUAAGAACUACGCCUAGGCGGAUAACACAGGCGCCAAUAACAUUUCAACCGCAAACCAAGCGCACCUUAAAACCUCUCGUCACUUUACGUUCACAAACAUCCAGCACACGGGGAAGGUUUAUUACCAGACCAAUCAACAGGACUCCGUUACCUCUAGGACAGCAAGGUAACAAUAGCAGUGGUGGUGGCCUGGGGCCCGGAGCUAUUGCUGGCAUUGUCAUCGCUGUCGUUCUGAUUGUAGCUGCUCUCGUUGGCGCCGGACUUCUUAUACACUUCAAACAAGGAGCCAUAUUUAACUUUCAACAACGACAAAGACAUUCUUCGAGCAUUAACAAAGGAUUUGACAACGCGUUGUACAGUAAAUCGUCAGAUACUGUCAACGUUAACUAGUAAGAGAGAUUACUGCGUUUAUCUCGUAUUAUCUGAAGUGUUUCAAAGGAUAAGGGACUUUGUCAACUUUGGCUGAAAAGAGAGAUAAAUCAGCCCGUGUACUUCGUUUCAUAUUAUCAUAAUUGGCAACAGCAGAACGUUUCCCUUUCUAGGACGUGUUCUUAAUAACAACAUAGGGUAAAAAUUACAGUGUGUAAAGAUUAUU